Molecule: messenger RNA, 1113 nt
Organism: Amborella trichopoda
Lineage: Eukaryota; Viridiplantae; Streptophyta; Magnoliopsida; Amborellales; Amborellaceae
Source: RefSeq, a predicted model, not a curated record
AUGAAGCCUUCCCUGUUCUUGGUUUUCUCUCUCUACCUCGGCCUUCUUUUUUUAUCGAAGGCAGCAGCAUCAGAUGAAAGGGGGCGGUAUGUCGCUCUAUUCAGCUUUGGCGACUCACUCGCCGAUACAGGGAACCUGGUUCGCUUGGGAUCGAGCCAGUUCUCAACGAUUGCCAAUCUUCCCUAUGGAGAGACGUUCUUUCAGAAGCCCACUGGCCGGUGCUCCGAUGGUCGCCUUAUCGUGGACUUUUUCGCUGAGGCACUGGGGCUACCACUUUUGCCUCCAUAUCUCUCUAAGGAGGAGGGUGAGCAGGACUUCAAAAAGGGUGUGAACUUUGCAGUUGCAGGAGCAACUGCACUCAAACAAUCUUUUUUUUAUAGUAAAAAUAUUACGGGUUUGGCGACCAACAACUCCUUUGGUGUGCAACUCCAAUGGUUCCGCGACCUCUUGCCUUCUCUUUGUGAGCCCUCAGACUGCAAGGAGUACAUGAAGAAAUCCAUGUUUUUGGUUGGGGAAAUUGGAGGCAACGAUUACAACUAUGCAUUCUUUCAAGGCCGAAGCAUAGAUGCCGUCAAGUCUUAUGUAGACGAUGUAGUUAACUACAUUAUGGAUGCAGUCACCGAGCUAAUCCUUAAAGGUGCUGAGACUCUAGUAGUACCCGGGAACUUGCCAAUUGGGUGCUCUACCAGUUACUUGACAGCUUUUCAGACAUCUGAUAAACAACAGUAUGAUCCACAGACUGGAUGCCUCACACACUUGAACGACUUUGCCUGCCAUCAUAAUUCGAAGCUCCAGGAUGCAAUCAAAGUUAUGAGAGAGAGGUUUCCUCAUGCAAGAAUUAUGUAUGCUGAUUACUACAAUUCUGCCAUGCGAUUCUUCAAAAAUCCAGAACUUUUUGGGUUUCCUAAGGAGACAUAUCUCUCUGCCUGUUGCGGAGUUGGAGGCCAAUACAACUAUAAUUUUGUAAAGACGUGCGGCACUUCGGGGGUUACAGUUUGCAAAGACCCAUCAAUGUAUGUCAACUGGGACGGAAUCCAUCUUACUGAAACAGCUUACAAAUCGAUUGCGACCGCUCUGUUGAGCGGUUCAUAUAUGGACCCCAUAUGGAGCUGA